Messenger RNA from Etheostoma spectabile (orangethroat darter), 721 nucleotides. Its product is annotated as galactose-specific lectin nattectin. NCBI's taxonomy places the organism in Eukaryota, Metazoa, Chordata, Actinopteri, Perciformes, Percidae. The transcript is spliced from 7 exons. The record is from RefSeq and is a predicted model, not a curated record. Bases 50 to 523 code for a protein of 157 amino acids.
UGACAGUCAUCAGCUUGAUCUUCUCCUUCGUGUCAACACCUCAGCAAAGAUGGCAUCAGUCCUUCCAUUGGCUGUGUGUCUCUGUCUGUCCAGCGGACUGCUGGCUGCAUAUGGUGCCCCCCCCGCCUGCCCUCCUGAUUGGACUCAGUUUGGCUCUCGCUGUUUUGAAUUCUACAUCGAGCCAAAGUCCUGGCUCGAUGCAGAGACCGCCUGCAUCGCUGCUGGAGGGAAUCUGGCGUCCAUCCGCUCAGCUGCAGAACAUGCAUUCCUCAAAGAGUUCAUCAACAAAGUGUCCGGUACCCACAAAACCACCUGGAUCGGAGGCAGUGACGCAGUGAAGGAGGGUACGUGGUUGUGGUCUGAUGGAUCCAGAUUCAAGUACAAAAGCUGGAAUGUGGGGCAACCUGACAACUGGUUUGGAGAGAACUGUCUUUUGAUGAACUGGCCUCAAGGAAACACCUGGAACGACUGGGGCUGUAACAACCUGGCUUCUUUCGUAUGCUCCAAGAACGUGUUUGUGUGACUGUGACACACCAUCAUGAUGUCUCUACAUCUCAUCUCUAAUCUCUAGCAUUGAUUAACUUUCAGUUUGUUCUGCAGACAGAAACAUUUCUCUGCUGACAGAUGACUUACUUUCACUUGUUAAUUAUCUGAAGAGUUAAGGGAACGGUUCACAUUUGGUUUUAAAAUCAGACAGAAACUGGCUCACUGAGCUGGACAA